This is a messenger RNA of Carassius auratus (goldfish), 5966 nucleotides long. Its product is annotated as follistatin-related protein 4-like. The record is from RefSeq and is a predicted model, not a curated record. The coding region runs from base 142 to 2637 and encodes 831 amino acids. Gene Ontology annotation, cellular component: extracellular region. Gene Ontology annotation, biological process: cell differentiation; multicellular organism development; regulation of BMP signaling pathway. Lineage: Eukaryota; Metazoa; Chordata; Actinopteri; Cypriniformes; Cyprinidae. The transcript has 16 exons. Gene Ontology annotation, molecular function: calcium ion binding; protein binding.
UGGAAAUUUCAGUUGAAGGAUGAAGAGAGAUCGGGUGUGUUCUUGCCUUCGCGUGGACUGUGAGGGUCUGUGAGUCUCUGGACAUCUAUAACGCGCAUUUCACGCAGCAUUUCAGUCUCAGCGCAGGAACACGACAGGCUGAUGCUGAUGGGCUGGUUGGGCAUUUGGGCUUUGCCCGUCCUGUUCGGAUCUUCCCUAUGGCUGGCUUAUGGAGUCCGAGCCAGCACUGGAACCAGAACUACAAUAAAGGAGGUUCAAGAGGGACUUCAGCAGUUUGGAGGUGCUGAAAAUAAGGUCAAGAAAAAUGAGGGUCCAUGCAGGAGGACAUACUGUGGCCGGGGUCGGGAGUGUGUGUUCAGGGAGGUAACAGGCCGUGCAGAGUGUGUGUGCCAGGAAAGCUGCCACACUUCGUUUGUGCCUGUGUGUGGCUCUGACGGACGCUUUUAUGAGAACCACUGCGAGCUGUACCGCACCGCUUGCCUGCAGCGGAGGAGAAUCUAUGUGGUCCACAGCAAAGACUGCUUUUUCAAAGGUGAUACAUGCACCAUGGCAGAGUACAAUAAGCUGAAGGGCAUGCUACUGGACAUGCAACCCAGGACCUCCACGGAUGGGCAAGCAAAUGCCAUGGACCAGAGGAAGAUCCUGGUGGACACAAUGUUCAAGUAUAUAGACAGAAACCAGGAUGGUCGUCUGAGCAGUGAGGAGCUGGCAGAGAUUUACAUAAAGGAGCAUUUGGACAAUAUCUUACUGGAGUGCACCAUGCAAGACCUCCUGCGUUACGACGAUUACAACAACGAUGGUCACCUGACCCUUCAGGAGCUCUACACAGCCUUCCAGGUCAUUCAGCUCAGUCUAGCCGAAGACAAGCGUCUGAGCAUCACAACAGUGACCGUCGGCCUGAGCGCUGUGCUGUCCUGUGCCAUUCAGGGCACCCUGAGACCGCCCAUCAUCUGGAAGAGGAACGGCAUCAUCCUCAACUUCCUAGAUCUAGAGGAUAUAAAUGACUUUGGUGAUGACGGCUCGCUCUACAUUACUAAGGUGACUACGAUUCACAUGGGGAACUACAGCUGUCACGCGGACGGCUAUGAGGAGCUGUCCCAGACCCACGUGCUCCAGGUGAAUGUGCCUCCAGUAAUCCUGGUGUAUCCAGAGACUCAAGCCCAGGAACCCGGCGUCGCUGCCAGCCUGCGCUGCCAUGCAGAUGGUAUUCCAAACCCUAAACUCACCUGGCUGAAGAACGGCCUGGACCUGCAGCCGCACGGAUCCAAGCAGAUUUCACUUCUCGCGAAUGGCAGUGAGCUUCACAUCAGUAGUGUGCGUUAUGAAGACACUGGAGCUUAUACCUGCAUCGCUAGAAAUGAGGUCGGUGUGGAUGAAGACAUCUCAUCUCUGUUUGUGGAAGAUUCGGGACGCAAGACACUGGCCAACAUUCUCUGGAGGGAGGAAGGGCUCAGUGUGGGGAACAUGUUCUACGUGUUCUCCAGUGAAGGGAUCACCAUACUCCAGCCCGGCAACUGUGAGAUUCGCAGACGCAUCCCGCGGACACAGAGGAUUCUGGGUAGUUAUAACGAACUGUGUCCCAGAAGCACAGGUGUCUCUCAACAUGAGUGUGUAUGGGCGUCAGCGGUCAGCGUGAGGGACAAGUACGUGUACGUGUCUCAGCCGCUUCAGAACAGACUGCUGCUGAUCGACACACAGACGCAGAGAGUCGUGCAGGCUGUGGAAACGGACGCCAUGCCCGUCAAACUCUUCUACGACAAAUCUCACGAUCAGCUGUGGCUGCUGAGCUGGAGAGACCUGCUGAAGUCCCGCUCUACACUGCAGGUGAUCACUUCUGCCAGCGCGGUGGAGCAGCGUCAGAUCGUCCGUGCUCCGUUUGAAAGAGUGGAGGACUUCUACAUCCCUCCCACCAACCUCAUUAUCACCCACGUAAGGUUUGGCUUUGUCUACUUAAAAUCGGAGCCUGCGGUGCAUAAAAUCGACCUUGAGACCCUCCGCCUCAUCAAGACCAUCAGUCUGAAGAACUACAGCUGUAUUCCAGCCAGCAUGGCCUACACUCAUUUAAGCGGCUACUAUUUUAUCGAGUGCCAAGUCGAGGACCGUUCGGGUCCGAGCUCACAGCUUCUCAUCGACAGCGUAAGCGACGAGGUCAUUGGACCCAAUCCCAACAUCAACGGCCAGCCGUUCAUCUCUCCAGAUGGCCGCUUCAUCGUCUCUGUAGACAAGCGGCGCGGAAAGCUCCAAGUCCAGACCAUCUCCUUCAACGGCGAGCUGCGGACGAGUCACGAAGCGGACGUCUCGAUUCCCCUCGCAGACUUGGAGUUUCAGCCGUCCUUCACAGAGGCCAACCAGUACAUGAUCGUGGCCUCUUCGGCGCAGGGCUCCAAGCUGGUUUUCUCAGAUCUGGCAUCAGGAAGAACGAAAGCCCUCGAGAACGUCAAGGAUCCAAUUCCGGACACCAGCUGGCCAUGGGGAGACGCCAACAGGGUGGUGGUCUCCAGCGGGGUGUUUGGACGCUACUUGGUCACGUCGUCGGCCGAGUCCCUGUUCGUUCUGGACGGCAAACAGAGCAGCCCUCACUGUGAGGUGUCAGACGUCAAGAGAGGGAACACAGUGGUCUGGGUGGGCGAGGUAUGAGCGGCGUACCGCGGGCCGGUUCUGCAGAGGAUUGCGCCGGCCGACUCGGCCAAAGCUUGGGAAAUCCUUUAAGGGAUGCCAAUGGACUCGAUCCUAGUAGUGAGUUAAAAGAACACAUGCGGGUUUCUGUAUACUGUAGGUACACACACAUUCAAUGACAAGAAACCUUAAACAACAAGGGAAUGAACGUAGACACCCUUCAGUGCAACAGUGAACUAAUUUGAGUUUUUUUUGCACUUCCUUGUUAGCAGAAAUAGUGUUAGGCAGCAGGCCGGUUAGGUGAUGACUGAACUAUGCACAAUGCUUUUUAAAGUUUGAGUGAUUUUCUUUUUUUUCUCAGUGUGUUCACUAUAGUCACUGCAGGAAAUGUGUCCACAUCAGCAUCAUGUCUCAUUUUGUCAGUGUAGAAAACUGUGUUGUUUGCCUCAUCCCACUGUUUCCAGAAUUCAACAACUUUUUGUUUUACAGUAAUUAGUACAUCUCUUCAUAAUAAUAAACAUCUUACCAUUUUCCUUUUUGUAAUGAGGUGAGUACUUUUGUCGUCCUCAAAGAUCUCUAUGUGUGUGUUUGCAUUUUUGUGGAGCUACAUUUUGGGUACACAGUCAUCCCCAAAUGUUUGCUAAAGGGACAUCAUAUAGGACAAAUCCUACAAUACAUCUUUGUUUUUUUAUUUAAAUUAUUUCUUUUAGAAAUAGGAUUUGUGUUAGUGUGUGUUGUUCAGGUUUUCAUCAAAUGUCCCCAAAAGGAUAAAAACCCAUUGUGUGGAGCAGGAAAAUGGUUUAAUAAACCUACUACAUUAUGUCUUAAUGAAAAUGCCAAAAUGCAGAGGUUUGUGUAAAGGUUGGGGGAUAGAAAAUAUCAUUAGCUCAGUUUAAAAACAAUAAAAGUCAAUGGAAACGCCUGCAAUAAAAGAAAAAAAUGUGUGUGGAUCAGUUUUGCAUCAGUUCUAUCUGAGCACAAACUUUAGUUUUAUUAAAGUAAUCCUACAUUGAUGUAUUACAUUAAAAUGCGAAGCCUGAGAAUAGAAUAGCAAACAACAAUAAAAGAAAAGUAUAUUCUUGUUAAAUAAAAAUAGACGGGCAAUGGGUUCAACUGUGCUAAAAAAAAAAAAAAACGUAUCUAGAGCAUGAAAGGCAACAGAAAACCUUCAGUACAUUGGACACACAUGAACCAGAUUAGAGCACUGUUGCACUGAACAGACUAUUAUCACUACUGAGACAACCGCAAGCACAGCUUUAAAUCGUCCUGUUCGACACAAAAUGGCUUAACUGGUAUUUUGAAUGUGCUUUCAAACUCAGUCAGAUAUGCAUGACUACAAUAUUACUUUAGGAAGCCAGAUGGUUAGACCUCAAUGAACAUUAAACUGGACACAGAUCCGACCAAUUUAAGGCCCAAACAAAUCGAAUUAAACUCAGUGGGCUAACAACCGCUGAAUAAAUGUGCCCUGCAUACAGUUUAUUAACCAUAGAGCGAUUUGAGUUUGUGUCCUCUAUGUCUGGCUUUUAAAGGGAUAGUUCACCCAGAAAUUUAAAUUUGCUGUUAAUGUACUCAAACAUGUAGGUGACAUUUUUCCUCAGUAGAACAUUAUGAUUUUUAAUCGAAACCACAGUCCUUCAUGACUCAUAAAAUGCAAGUAAGCGGUUAAGAGUUAAAAAAUAAUUUAGGUGAAAAAGAUCAGUCUGUGCAAGAAACUGAACAUGUAGUCGCCUACAUCUUGGAUGGCCUGAGGAGGAGUACAUUAACAGCAAAUUUUCAUUUUGGGUUGAACCAGAAAGCUGAAUUUAUUCCCAGCCAUUGUGUACUCAAAGCAGUGUGAGUGGAGGAAAUUAAUUUAAAAAAAAUGUUGUGGGAGGAUUCUCCAUUAAAAGUUUCAAAAUCAUGUGACAUAAAUCUGUUGUUUGUUCAAGACUAAACUAGCUGCACACAUUUUGUACAAUAAUACAGUAUGUCCUGCACAUAAUAUGCCGUUAUUUUACAAUGUCUGCAUUAUGUGUGUGUGUGUGUGUGUGUGUGCCUGUAUUAUUUGUUCACAGUUCUUUUUAGCACUGAAAUGCCAGCCUGACUUUUGCCAAUGAGGCAGAAAUGAAGCAUCUUGUGCCUCAUUGAGUCACAUUUAAGUCCACAUCCAUUUUUCUUCAUUAUCCUCUUGUCCUCAGCCAGUUUCAGCCUGUUCUUGUGCUCGUCAUGUACAUUUGUUUUUUAGUGUGUUACAGACUUGUUCAACACCUUAAUCUCUGUUUAUGUGCAUCAUUAAAACACUUCUUAUUGUGUUUACCUGAACUGCUGGCAAAUUUGAGGCACAUGAAGUGCUGCGUUUGCAGUUGUUAAUCAACAGGUCAAGAACCAAAGGCUUUAUUUGUUUCAUUUUUAACACUUCAUUUAGAUUAGAUUUGUAUUUAUCUGAUUUAUUCCGAUAUUUUUCUUAACUGAGUUAAUUUUUAAAUGAUUAAUAGUAUAGCUCUCAUGAUGUUGGUGUAUUUGUUCUGACAUACACCCUCAUGCUGGCUUUUAUUGCCUAAUUCUGUAUAUGUGUAAGAUUUGUUUCUCCAGAAGUACAUUGUGUAUGGUGAAUAAAACCUGGUCCUUAAGUGUGUGAGUUAGCACCACUUAUUCUCAUUAAAUUCACAUGAAUAUUACACCAAAUGAUCUUUCAAACAUUUCCAUUUCAAUCAUGACAAAAUGCCAAGGGCCUAAACUCAUCAAUGAGAAAUGAUUACAUGUGUGUGUUUGUUUAUAUGAAAUCAUCUUUAACAGUCUUUAGCUGUCUUUGAGCUGGUUAAUCUAUAUCUCUAUGCAACACAUUUUUCAGCAUUAAGGCAAUAACUGUUGAAAUAUUGAUGUUUUUCAACGGAGUAAUUUUUUUUUUGAUGAUUGAUUGAUUGGUUUUGUUUUGUCUUGUAGUGUAGCUGACCACACCAACCAGCAAAGAUCUCGUCUAGUUCUCAGCUUGUCUAGUGGUCAAGCAGCACCAUGUUCUGUUAAUUUGUGUGUGUGUGUGUGUUAUGUACUUUUAAUUUAAUACAUCGUAAAAUUGUGAAAUGUUACACUUUUCAAAAUAUAGUGGCUUUACUUAAUUCACAGAUGUGCUUCAUGGGAUGUAGAACACAGUCUACUAAAAUUAUUAUGACCAUGAAAUUUCAACUAAGUAUCUGUUAACCUGUAACAAACAUAAAAAAAAAUAAAAAUAAAAAUUAUCCAACAGAUUCCUGAGAUCCGGAUACAGCCAAGUGAUUUAUUAGCAAUGGUUGUAUAGAUACCUUUAUUGUAUAAUGUAAAUAUAGUGUUGCCUGGGAUAUGUAUAUUUCUUCCAGUUUUACAAUAAAAGAUGA